This is a messenger RNA of Closterium sp. NIES-65, 2028 nucleotides long. The record is from the annotation of a GenBank genome assembly. Lineage: Eukaryota; Viridiplantae; Streptophyta; Zygnematophyceae; Desmidiales; Closteriaceae.
AUGGGCACACCAACGGCCGACUCACCUACCAGGUCACCGACUGUCGCUGGUGCAGAGGCACAUGCAGGCAAUAUGGCAGACACGCCUGCAGCUUCAGCUACACCUACAGCAGCGGUUCAAUUCCUGGCUGUGGCAGAAACUGCUGCUGCAGCACUGACCACCCUCACACCAACACCAUCAGGCUCAGGCGCGGCAGCAGCAGGGUCCUUAGCUCCACCGGGACACACCCAGUCAGAGCCCUCUGCCGACCAGAGACCGAUUGACUGGUACCAGGUCAUUGUCAACGGAGCAUCAACCAUGCUCCGUACAAUUUCCCCGACUGGAUCCCCCCCGUGGCACGCGAUAUAUCGUGAAGCACUGACGGCGGCAGCAGCUGAAUUCGGAGCAGCAGCAACUACUCCAGCGGCAGGGAACACGGCACGAGCACCGGUCACGGCUCCCAUCGCCCCCCAACCAAGUCCGAACCCACCGGCAGCACAAACCAGCCCAAUGCCAGGCAUGCUGCAGGUGGGAAACACCAGCAGCCUCUUCAUACAGGGUGCUGGACCCAACGGCAUGAGAGGAGCGGUGACAGGGGCAUGCAAGGAUGUGGUGGAGCAACGUGAACAACAGCCCACCGCAACAGCGGCACCAGCUGCUUUGGAGGAAGAGGACAGGAGAGGGCAGGCCAUGGCAGAUACAGACACAACCGUCACAGCUACCCCAGCAGCAGGAAGCAACGACAGGGAGCAGUUUGACCCAUGCGGAGGAGAGGACGAAGCGGAGCCACCCGAGCAGCCCAUGAGCCCAACGAGCCAGGAGGAUGCAACCCCAGAGGGUUUGAAGCUGACAAAGAGAGAGAUUGGCAAGGCAGCGGCAGCUCUCAUGCGGGGUGAGCAGUUCGGCAUGAAGGGCCUAGAGGCAGCAUAUGGGCUGAAGGAAGAAGAAGACCUCCCUACUGUUUGGCAUCGUUUCUUCGAAGAUAUGCAGUCCAUGCUACUCAACACGACACCACCAGAGCCCCCUGCUUCCUCACCCUUCAAGAGCUUGCCUAAGCUCCUGCGCAAGGCGAUCGAGAAGGAGCUGGCUUCAUUCAAGAGCUGCCUUCGCACCUACAGCAAAGUAUCGAACGGCCUGUGCGAGCUUCAGCAGCAGUUCAGGGAUGGGGAAGUUUCCCACGCUCUCCGGAUUUCAACCCCCACGCUACAGCUAACCGACCCUGCCCUACAGGAGAGUUUGAACCAGGCCCUAGACAAUGAGCUGAAAACCUUCAAAACAAAGGCCCAGCUGACUCUGAUGGGGUACAAAGAGAAGGAGAAGGCUCACUGGGAAGCGGCAGCAGAGGUGUGGGCGGCACGGACACACACUCGCUUCGAGAGCUUCCUGGAGAAAGACCUUCACUUUUUCGAGACCCAUGCAGCACCUGGUACCCCUGCACCCGAUGCUCACCUCAAGGAGCUGGCCGCUGACUACAUGGCACGUGGCAUGGCACGAGAGCUGAUGUAUCAUGCCGUGUGGAUCAAGGGCAACCGCAACUCAAAGGCAAGGGGGGCAGCUAAACGGGAGAAGGCACGGGGUGAACAGGCGCAGGUGGAGCAGAUACAAGCAGAUCCUUCUACCGACCUGCUCGGGCUGAUGAAAACACUGGUUGGCCCCCUACAGCAGCGGGUAGAGGCCUUGGAGCAGCGCCAGUCUAAGAAUACCGCAGCGACGCCAAAAACAAUCCCGGACGACAGCGUUACCCCUAGGGGGCUGCGCGCCCCCCCCCGAAAAACCACCCCCCCCCCCCCCCCCCCCCCCCCCCCCCCCCCCCCCCCCCCCCCCCCGCUUCUCAUCACGAUGUACCCGAACCCCAGCAGCUCCACACUACUAUCAUCAUCUCAUCCAUCUCCCCCGCCCCAUUCAUACGCUCGCAGGGUAAAUUUUCAAGAUGUGACAACAGGCUACGCCUCCCACAUUCACAUGUCUCUCUGUCCCUCUGUCUCCCUCCCUACACCCACAUCCAUGUACGCACACACUCGCACGACCCACCUGCACCGACAGUCAUGA